AUGGGCAGCGCGGACCUGACGGGCGUCGAUAAGCCGCCCGAACGCGCCUCGUACUUAACCAGAGACGAUUUCGCCGCGGCGGCGCGCGAGUGGAUCGCGACGGUGACCCGGCGCGUGCAGAAACUGAUUCGGCAGGCGGGCGGCGGAGGCAAGGGGCGCGGGUCCAGCAAAAGGAACAGCGCGCGCGGGAACACCCCCCCUGUUGAGGUCAGGCUGCAGGGCGGCAGGAAGCAGCACCAGUGUGGCACGAGGACGGCACGACCAGAGGACGGCACAAGGACGGCACAAGGACGGCACGAGGGCGGCACAGGACGGCACAAGGCCCACAGGGGGGCAGCACGGGGGUGGAAGCUAGCAUGGAGGGUGGAGCGCUGCUGCUGGCGUGGGUGCUCUGCAAAUUCUUCCUUCUCUCACUCUCCUACCCCUCACUCUCCCCCUCCUUCUCUCCCCCCUGCCCUCCCCUUCCUGACCCUCCCCCUCCUCCCGCCGCCAGACCGCAGUCUGGGGUACGUCCCCCCCACGACCAAGGACCUCAAUCCCGCCAAGCUGCCCAAUCUCAACACCGUCUCGCGCUACCUCACCGUGGGUCUCACGCUCGACCCCGCCUCGCAGAAGCUCUCUUGGGAUUUCAAGCGCUUUGUGGACCACCGCUCGCUGUAUAAGGCCGAGGACGGGUUCGACCAGGGCAACUGCGGUUCCUGCUGGGCGCACGCGGUAGCGCGGGCGAUUCAGGGCGCGUAUGCUCUCUUCACAGACACGGACACGUUCCCCACGGGGACUGCGCUGUCCGUGCAGCAGCUGGUGGACUGCACGGGCGCUGCUGCCUCGUGCCGGGGGGGGUACCCCGAGGCUGCCCUGCAGUAUGCUGUUAAGAACGGGUUGCAGAGCGAAGAGGGUUAUUCGUACACUGGUGUCAACGGCAAGUGCAGCGUCAACAAGGAGGCUGUGAGUUUUGAGUCGAGUCAAAAGGUGCCUUCUCGGUACCCCGAGGCUGCCCUGCAGUAUGCCGUGAAGGGCGGGCUGCAGAGUGAAGAGAGCUACGCGUACACGGGGUUCAACGACAAGUGCGGCGUCAAGAAGGAUGCGGCCGUGCAUGUCUCAUGCUCCCUCUUCCUCACCCAACUGCGCUUUCCCUCCCUUACCACUCCUCGCCCCUCGCCCCUGCAAUGCUUGUACACUGCUCCCUCAAUCCUUACCAACCCUUCCCUCCAACCCCUCUCUCCCUCCAACCCCUCCAUCCCUCCAACCUCUCCCUCCCUCCAACCCCUCCCCUCAGGUCUGAGGAUAAGUGCAACGUUUGGACGUACGAGGAGGUGCCACUACCAGGACCGCUUCACCCCUUCUCACCCCGUUCCUAGCAUGCUGCUCCGGUUCCUACCGCCCCUCACCCCUCUCCACCGCUCUCAGGAGAAGUGGAGCAUCUUGAUGUACGAGCAGGUGCCACUGCCGGGGCCACUGGGGCUCAUUCUCGCGCUGCAGAAGCAGCCCGUCAUCGUCACCAUCCGCGCCUCUGCGCAGGACUUUAUUGACUACUCGGGAGGCAUUUUCGAGAGCUGGAACUGCUAUAGCCCCGUGGGGAAAGUCUGGGGGAGCGAAGGCUCAGGGCUGGGGGCGACGGCGACAGCCACCAACAACACAGGCCUCCUAGACCACGUGAUGCUGGCCGUGGGGUAUAACUAUGAGGAGCCGGACAGCGGAGGCAACUACUUCAUUCUGAAGAACAGCUGGGGGCCGGACUGGGGCGAGGGCGGGUACAUGAGGAUACUCAUGGAGAGCGGGCCGUUUGGCACGUGUGGCAUGCUGGUCAACCGCGGGCUGUACCCUGUUGUUAGAGGGGCCUUAGAGGGCUCUAGUACCCUGAUGCGCGUGUUUGCCGUGGUGGAAAUCCGCCAUGCUGUUGGGCACGUGCGGUUUGGCACGUGCGGUUUGGCACGUGCGGUUUGGCACGUGCGGUUUGGCACGUGCGGUUUGGCACGUGCGGUUUGGCACGUGCGGUUUGGCACGUGCGGUUUGGCACGUGCGGUUUGGCACGUGCUGUUUGGCACGUGCUGUUUGGCACGUGCUGUUUGGCACGUGCUGUUUGGCACGUGCUGCAUGCGAGCUGACAAGCGAGGCAGCGGCAGUCACAUCUGGCCCCCUCUCUCCCCCCCACUGUCCGACUCUUCCCUCCAUUCCAGAGUCCCCUCUCUCCUGUCUCCUUUCACCCUGCCCCGUUCUCCUUCCCCCCUCUCACGUUCUCCUUUCCCGCUCCCCCGUUUUGCUUUCCCCCUCCGCCGUUCUCCUUUCCCCCUCUCCCUAUCCCACACCGCCUCGCCAGCCCUCCAGAGCACGGACCCCUACAGCACAGCGCCCUGUGAGGGAGGCACAUGCGUGGUGGACAAGAGAGACAGCAGCGAGUACACGUGUGUGGGGGACAAGAAGAACCCCUGCAGCACGGCGCCAUGUGGGGGGGGCACGUGUGAGGCGGACCCGAGUGGCAACGGCAAGUACACGUGUCAGUGCUCGGACCUGCUGGUGCCAGCUGUCAACCGCGACGGCACUCCCACCUGCACCAUCAUCGACGUUUGCAGCAUUCUCCCCACCAACCCGUGUGCCGUGGGGCAGUGCAUCAACAUCGGCGACGGCGGCUACUCGUGCCUCUGCCCGCCCAACUACAAGCCCAGCACUCUCGCCUCUGGCCAGACCACCUGCGUGCCUGAGAUGUCUGGGAGCAUGGCAGCAGCGGUGCAGGGCACGUACACAGUGCAGGGCGGGGAGACGUGUGGCGCCAUCUACGGCUUCAUCGGCCUCACCCAGGAGCAGUUCCUCGCACAGAAUGAGGGAGUGGACUGUGACAAUCUCAAGGCGGGGGCGGUGCUCAACAUCUCCAUCCCCUCCUCGGCUCAAGUGUGCCGCGUUCACUACACUGUCACCCAGGCGGAUGCCGCAGCAAGGAGCUGUGAUCCCAUCAACACCCGCUUUGGCAUCGACGUCACGACCAUCAACCCCAGCCUUGACUGCUCAAGCCUCACACCCAACCAGCAGAUCUGCAUUCAAGUAGGAGACGCGGUGGCAGGAGCAGCGGAUUACAACCUGUGCACGGACUAUGUGACAGCCAAUCAGUGGCAGACCUGUGCCAAUGCUGUUGAGUGGUACGGCAUGACGUGGUUCGACCUCUACCGCCUCAACCCCGGCAUCAACUGCGACUCUCUCAGCGCGCUCACAGGCUCUGAGGGAGUGGCGCUAGGGGGGUGUGGCUCUGGGGGAGUGGCGCUAGGGGGGUGUGGCUCUGGGGGAGUGGCGCUAGGGGGAUGUGGCUCUGGGGGAGUGGCGCUAGGGGGGUGUGGCUCUGGGGGAGUGGCGCUAGGGGGGUGUGGCUCUGGGGGAGUGGCGCUAGGGGGGUGUGGCUCUGGGGGAGUGGCGCUAGGGGGGUGUGGCUCUGGGGGAGUGGCGCUAGGGGGGUGUGGCUCUGGGGGAGUGGCGCUAAAGGGGUGUGGCUCUGGGGGAGUGGCGCUAGGGGGGUGUGGCUCUGGGGGAGUGGCGCUAAAGGGGUGUGGCUCUGGGGGAGUGGCGCUAGGGGGGUGUGGCUCUGGGGGAGUGGCGCUAAAGGGGUGUGGCUCUGGGGGAGUGGCGCUAGGGGGGUGUGGCUCUGGGGGAGUGGCGCUAGGGGGGUGUGGCUCUGGGGGAGUGGCGCUAGGGGGGUGUGGCUCUGGGGGAGUGGCGCUAGGGGGGUGUGGCUCUGGGGGAGUGGCGCUAGGGGGGUGUGGCUCUGGGGGAGUGGCGCUAGGGGGGUGUGGCUCUGGGGGAGUGGCGCUAGGGGGGUGUGGCUCUGGGGGAGUGGCGCUAAAGGGGUGUGGCUCUGGGGGAGUGGCGCUAGGGGGGUGUGGCUCUGGGGGAGUGGCGCUAAAGGGGUGUGGCUCUGGGGGAGUGGCGCUAGGGGGGUGUGGCUCUGGGGGAGUGGCGCUAAAGGGGUGUGGCUCUGGGGGAGUGGCGCUAGGGGGGUGUGGCUCUGGGGGAGUGGCGCUAGGGGGGUGUGGCUCUGGGGGAGUGGCGCUAAAGGGGUGUGGCUCUGGGGGAGUGGCGCUAGGGGGUGUGGCUCUGGGGGAGUGGCUCUGGGGGAGUGGCGCUAAAGUCUAG
Messenger RNA from Closterium sp. NIES-65, 4116 nucleotides. The record is from the annotation of a GenBank genome assembly. Lineage: Eukaryota; Viridiplantae; Streptophyta; Zygnematophyceae; Desmidiales; Closteriaceae.